Messenger RNA from Punica granatum (pomegranate), 2459 nucleotides. Lineage: Eukaryota; Viridiplantae; Streptophyta; Magnoliopsida; Myrtales; Lythraceae. The record is from RefSeq and is a predicted model, not a curated record.
AUAUAAAGUUAUAAUAGAGUUUAGCUUAACUCAACUCUAAUAUCAAAUAAGGCAUUGGAACUUAGUAAUUUUCUCUAAUUGUAUGAUGCAACUGAUUACAACAAAGAUUUUCCCGGAGAAAAUUCAUUUCCUUCCGCUGUAAGGAACUCAUUUUCUUCUUCUUGAAGUUUCUGAUAAGAAUAUUGAAAAAGCAAAUAAUGACCUCACCCCAGCUUUCAAAAAACAAAAAGCAAAAGCUAGCCCUUGUUUUUCCUCGUCAGACCCCACCCGUGAAGAGAAGACGCAUAGGGCCAUAGUACUAGUAAGAAUAUGUUCGAAUUUGAAAACACGAGGAGAAGAUGGAGAAUUCUACGAUGCAAUCAAUAAAAUUAAUUGUACCAUACCAUAAAGUAAAUUAUUCAAAAUGAUGUAAAAGUUAAGUGCUUUACUAAACAAGUAAGUAAAAUUCAUUGAAAUUUGUGCAUUUUAUUUCAAAAUUUGAAUGUUUUACUUGGUAAUAUCUAUAUUUAUUUUGAAAUUUGUGCAACUUACUUUCUUUAUUAGUAAUUUGUUAAAAAUGGGAGUAAAGGUUAAGUGCUUUACUUAAAAAAAAGUAAGUAAAUGUAUUCAUUGGCUCAUGCACUCAAUGUAUUCAUUCAUUCAUUUAUUAAACCUUAAGAAAAGGUUAGGCUGGCCCCGUUCGUUCGUUCGUUCUUCAUGGCAAACGAAGAGACUUCUACAAUGUAUUUUGAUGGACGGAUUUCUUUCCCAUCAUGCAUUUGUGCUCUCUUUUGGGUUUUUGAAGUUCAUUUUUAAUUCUACAGUUUGAUCUAAUGUAAUUUUAUUACUUCAAUCAUUUUCAACAAACUUAAAAUGCUUUUUUUUCUUUGUUGCAUGCAUUAACCAAAAGAAUAAUGAUUGAAAGUUUUUUCAGUGUGAACCCGGAUAUCCAAAAGUCCAAUAUGCUCCAAUCAAUACAGUCGAGCUGGGUCACUCCACUAAGGGGUAAAAUUCUUUCAGCGUGAAUUUUUUUCAUUUACAAAACUCGAAUCCGAGACCUUGCUUAAUGGAAACAAACAUCAAGUUGCUUUAACCAAUCCACCCUGGUAAUAAUAAUUGAAAGUUAGAGAAAGCAAAUAAUUGAAAGUUAGAGAAAGCAAAUGAAGAGGUAAGUUGAGUAAUUCAGCCGAAAAAAAGAUGAUGAGAGGACAACAAAAUUAAUUCAUUUGAAUAUUACAAAGAUGAUCAAAUCAGGGAAGAACAAAAAGGAUGGGGAAAAUUGAUCUAAUUGAAUCUUAUGAUGGUUAAUAGGGAGAUAUAACUAGUUCUGUUGUGUGUUACUACUUCCAAGACAGAGAGAGUGAAGAAAGGCCAGGUGGGUUGGUCAACCGAUGCCAUGGCUUCUUUUAUUAUUAUUUUUUCCUCCGUGUACAAUAUGAUAUCCAAAAGCUGAAUGAACUCUCGAUCGACUAUCCCAUUUUGAGUCGGGUAAACUUUUUUGAAAGCAGCGUCUUAGUUAGGUAACCACUUCUUCCUAUAUAUAUUUGCACUUGAACUUCUCUCUGUCAGGGAGGAAAGCAACCCAAAGUAAAUAGUAAUCAUUCUCGGGAGAUCAUUGAAGCCAUUGGUCUGAAGCCAUUGGUCUGAGGUGACUUGAUCCGACAUGGACGAUGUCUGGGGCUCGAUCAAAUCCACUUUAUGCAAGGUGAAGGAGUACCGGGACCCGAUCAUGGCGGAAGUUGCUCUUGGUCUGCUACGCCCGUACCUGAGUUUCAUUCCAGGUGGGGUCGCAGGUUACACGGCAUCUGAAGCUGUGCUCAGAUCAUAUUUCAGGAACCACAAGGACUGCGAUGGCUCCUGUCACAAUCAGCAAUGCCUCGAUGAGCUCAAGAACAGAGUAGCAAAACUAGAGCACGAGAACAGAGCAGCAAAACUAGAGCACGAGAACAGAGUAGCAAAACUAGAGCACGAGAACAGAGCAGCAAAACUAGAGCACGAGAACAGAGUAGCAAAACUAGAGCAAGGAUUUUCAGAGCUGAAGAAGUCGUAUGUCGUCCUCCUCGUCUUCUUCUCCUUUUUCUUUCUCCUCCUUCUCUUUGGAGUCGUUUCAUGUCUAAUGAAUCGUCUCAAUAUAUUUAUAAUUUGCUGGACAAAUUUUCAGUGCGCAUGUAGGGACCCGGUGGAGAAGAUGGUACAUGCAGUUGCAUUUUGAAAGUUGGAUACUAUAUAUAUAUAUGUAACUUUUUGAAUUUAACAAGCUUAUUGAUAUGUUUGAUCUCAAUUUUAUGUCAUUGCCCUAUGUAUUCACCUUCCAUAGGACAGGUUCCAAAUCCUGGGUCAAUAUCUGUCUCCAAGUGUAAGGAACAAGUACGUGCAUUCUUUAAUGCAGUCGUUUUUUUUUUUUUAAUUUGGCUUGGCCUUGUAACAUGGUCCUUGUGACGGUAUAGUUUGUGUUUUAAUAUUUUUUUUUCAGUUACAAA